Rotaria socialis is the source of this 1107-nucleotide messenger RNA. The record is from the annotation of a GenBank genome assembly. Lineage: Eukaryota; Metazoa; Rotifera; Eurotatoria; Philodinida; Philodinidae.
AUGCAUCUAUAUUGGAUCGUAUUUUUCAUUGCACCAAUACUCGUCGAUGGUCAAAGUAAAAUUUCAACAACACCGCUCUUCAUGCGAGGAUUAUGGUGUGUAGCACAAUGGUCACAAUCAUCGCAAGCAUAUACACAAACUGGUCAAGCAUUUUUCUAUAAUAAUGACACAUUUACAUUCAAUUUUCUUGAUAAUUCAUCAUUUACUUGGAUCAAUCAUUUUGUUGCAAUCAAUAAUACAGAUGGAAGCGGAGGUACUUAUCAAAUAUUGACAGUGGCAACACAAGGUCCUUCACAAUAUUUAAACAAAACUUUAUGUUUUUGGCGACGACUAAUAGCAAAUGGUGAUAUUGUGUCUGGCCGUCAAUCAAAUGGCACGUGUACUCCAACAUUUGAAAAUGAUACAGCAUCUGAAACUAUUCGGUAUACAAGAAAUCCAACAACAUGUCGUCUUAUUGAUGAUGAAGAUACUAAAAUUGUUCUUUCAAGUACACCGUUCGAAGUAGAAACACUUCUUCCUUUCGAUAGAAAUUUACCAUCAGCUAAACGCCACGGUCUUGUCUUCUUCGGAAGUUCAUCUAUUGUAAAGUGGAGCACAUUAGCACAAGAUUUUCCAGAUUAUACAACAUUAAAUCGAGGUUUUGGUGGUUCGACACUUGUUCAAUGUUAUCAACAAUUUAAACGAAUUAUCUAUCCGUUAGAGCCAAGUAUAUUAAUUAUUUAUGCCGGUGAAAAUGAUAUUGCUGAUGGACAACCACCCAUUAUUGUUCAAUCAAUAUUUCGACAAUUGAUUCCAACGAUUCGGCGUUUCUAUCCAAAUAUACCUAUUGCUUAUAUUUCAUUAAAGCCAAGUCCAUCUCGUGUUAGUAAAAUGGCACAAAUGAAUGAUACAAAUAAUCGUAUUCGGAAUGAUAUUGCCUUAUUCUUUCGUGAGGUGACUUUUAUUGAUAUUUGGCCUGAUAUGCUUCUACCCAAUGGACAACCAAAUCCAGAUUUAUUCCUAUCGGAUAAUUUACAUAUGAAUAGCAAAGGCUAUGCAAUUUGGACAAAAGCAGUGACAAUAUAUCUUGAAUCAGUUUUUACCAAACGUGCAAUGCACACAAACUAA